Molecule: messenger RNA, 5913 nt
Organism: Nerophis ophidion (straightnose pipefish)
Lineage: Eukaryota; Metazoa; Chordata; Actinopteri; Syngnathiformes; Syngnathidae
Gene: gpr75
Product: G protein-coupled receptor 75
Exons: 2
Coding region: 408-2018 (536 amino acids)
Biological process (GO): G protein-coupled receptor signaling pathway
Cellular component (GO): membrane
Molecular function (GO): C-C chemokine receptor activity
Source: RefSeq, a predicted model, not a curated record
UUUUCUUUUUUCAAACCGCGCAGGUCCGGUUGUAUUCUGGGUAAAAAAAAAAAAAAGAAUGGAUACAUCGACUAAGAAGAAGAAAACGAAAGGAUGGAAAAUACAAGACAAAUAAAUGAGCCGACGCGAGUCUGCGCUGCGAAUGCGUUAGAAACAGCGAGGAUGAAGGCGAUGGUGCGUUUUAUGUUGUCUUAAUGGAGCCUAAGUGGAUAUUUUUCGCCUCGAAGCUGCGGUGCGUUCACGUACCGCGAGAAUGCUUUAAAAUAGAAAUAUGGGCUGAAAUAAAUGACAGGAUCAACUAAAGAAGGAGGCACCAAUGAUGGAGGCUGUCAUCAUGUUGGCGGUUCUUUCCAGAGGAAUAUUAUGUGACUCUUUGACAUUUCAUUGUUGUCAUUAUUAAUAAUGAUAUGAUGAUGAACAGCACGGUGACGCCAUCAGACCUGACGGAUGUGCCCAAGCAGGUGAACUUGAACGGCACCCAGGCGUCACACGGCCCCCCGACAUGGGCGCUCGUCCACACGACCACGUUGACCUUCUGCUCCCUCCUCCUCGUCUUCAUCUUCUUCCUGGGUUCCUACGGCAACCUGGUGGUGUUCCUCUCCUUUUUCGACCCGGCCUUCCGCAAGUUCCGCACCAACUUCGACUUCAUGAUCCUCAAUCUGUCUUUCUGCGAUUUGUUUAUUUGCUGCGUGACGGCGCCCAUGUUCGCGCUGGUGCUCUACCUGGACGCGGGCGGCGGCGACGGCGUGUCCAAGAGCUUCUGUUUCGCCUUCCACCUGACCAGCUCCGGCUUCAUCAUCAUGUCGUUGGAGACAGUGGCGGUCAUCGCCCUGCACCGCCUGCGGAUGGUGCUGGGCCAGCAGCCCAACCGCACCGCCUCCUUCCCGUGCACGCUGGCGCUCACCGCCCUCCUGUGGACGUCCAGCUUCACGAUGGCCGCCCUCCUCACCAUGCGGGCGUACCCGCGCAGGGACGGCCCCUGCCUGCCCCACUUCGGUCUCGGAGGGGGCCGGGCCCGGCUGGUUCUGUACGCCUACCUCGCUGACUUCGCCUUUUGUGUCGCCGUGGUGACCGUGUCUUAUCUGAUGAUCGCGCAGACCCUGAGGAAGAACGUCCAAGUGAGGAAGUGUCCCGUCAUCACGGUGGCUGCCAGGUGCACGCCGCCUCUGGUCGCCACCGGCCUGGAGGGGGUGCAGUGCGGCUCUCAAGGCCCCCCGUUGUACCGGAAGCUCCAGAACGUAAAGACGCACUCUUACCCCAACCAACCCCUGGUUCCGGGGGCUGCGCAGGGAGCCACGUGUUGUCAGCUGCUGUCUACGGUCAACUUGGCCACCGCCAAAGACUCCAAAGCCGUGGUCACCUGUGUCGUCAUCGUGUUCUCCGUCCUGCUGUGCUGCCUCCCGAUGGGGGCGUGCUUGGCGCGGGACGUCCUGUCGCCCGAGAGCAGCUUCGCGCACCACCAGUUCGAACUGUGCAGCUUCGUGCUCAUCUUCCUCAAAUCGGGCAUCAACCCUUUCGUGUACUCGCGCAACAGCGCCGGCCUGCGGCGCCGCGUCCUGUGCUGCGUGCACUGGGCGGCGCUGGGCCUGCUGUGCUGCAAGCAAAAGACUCGCCUGCACGCCAUGGGCAAGGGCAGCCUGGAGGUCAACCGGAAUAAAUCCUCGCACCACGAGACCAACUCGGCCUACGUGCUCUCGCCCAAGGCCCAGAAGAGACUGGUGGACCAGGCUUGCGGGCCGAGUCAGUCCAGGGAUUGCGCCGCCAGCCCUAGAGGUGGGCGCAGGCCCCGCCCCGCCAGCACGUCCACGCCCAUCAACACCCGCAUCGAGCCGUACUACAGCAUUUACAACAGCAGUCCGUCGGCGGGGCCCAGCUCGCCCACCAGCCUCCAGCCUGCCAGCUCACAGACGUUCGCCUUUGCCAAGUCCUACGUCGCCAUGCACUACCACACCCGUAACGACACGCUGCAGGACUUUGACAGCGCCUCACUGCAGCAGAUCCCCGCCCCCUCAGUCUGAACUUUCACUUGGGAUCUGUUGUGUUCUGCAGCAAGAAGGUUGCGGGGUUCUUGUGCUUGAGUUUGUUCUCUCUGGGAAUGCCAAGUGGUUCCCUUAAUGGAUUUAUUUGAAUUUUAUUUAAUACAAUUUUAAAGGCCUACUGAAAUUAGAUUUUCUUAUUUAAACGGGGAUAGCAGGUCCAUUCUAUGUGUCAUACUUGAUCAUUUUGCGAUAUUGCCAUAUUUUUGCUGAAAAUAUAUUUAGUAGAGAACAUCAACGAAAGAUUUUGCAACUUUUGGUCGCUAACAGAAAAGCCCUGCCUUUACCGGAAGUCGCAGACGAUGAUGUCACCCGUUGAGGGCUCCUCACAUCCUCACAUUGUUUUUAAUGGGAGCCUCCAACGAAAACAGCUAUUCGAACCGGGACAACGACAAUUUCCCCAUUAAUUUGAGCGAGGAUGAAAGAUUUGUGUUUGAGGAUAUUGAUAGCGACGGACUAGAAAAAAAUAAAAUCAAGUCAAAAAAAAACCGCGAUUGCAUUAGGACAUAUUCAGACUUUUUUAGACACAUUUACUAGGAUAAUUCUGGGAAAUCCCUUAUCUUUCUAUUGUGUUGCUCGUGUUUUAGUGAGUUUAAUAGUACCUGAUAGUCGGAGGGUUUUUUCCACGGGUGUCUUGAGGCCAGUGUCUGAUGGAAGUCGACGGCAGCUGUGUGGACGGCACAAACUCAGCUGAUCCCCGGUAAGUGCCGACUUUUUACCACAAUUUUCUCACUGAAAACUGCUGGUUGACAUUUGGUCUGGAUCCAUGUUCGCUUGACCACUCUGAUCCAUAGGAAAGGUUCACCUCCGGGAAUUUUAAACAAGGAAUCACCGUGUGUUUGUGUGGCUAAAGGCUAAAGCUUCUUAAUUCCAUCUUUCUACUUUGACUUCUCCAUUAUUAAAUGAACAAAUUGCAAAAGAUUCAGCAACACAGAUGUCCAAAAUACUGUCUUAAUUAUGCAGUUUAAGCAAACGACUUUUAGCUGUGUGUGUGCACAGCGCUAAUAUUUCCUAACAGUCCAUGACGUCACGCGUACACGUCAUCAUUCUGAGGUGUUAGCAACAAGAAACUCCCGGGAAAUUUAAAAUUGCAAUUUACUUAACUAAACCGGCCGUAUAGACAUGUGUUGCAAUGUUAAUAUUUCAUCAUUGAUAUAUAAACUAUCAGACUGCUUGGUGGGUAGUAGUGGGUUUCAGUAGGCCUUUAAUAUGUAAUUAUACAAUUUUUUGUUUUUAAAAACAUUUCUUAUAUUAACCUAUUUGUUUAUAAUAAUAAUACAUUUAAUUUAUAAACGCCUUUCAAAAAAAACCCAAGGACACUUUACAUAAUAUAAGAGGGGUGUCAAACAUACAGGUUUUAGCCGGCCCACGGAUAAAGUAUAAAACUUGACCUGAAUUUUUGAGUGAAAUAAACAGCUGUUCUAAAAGUGUCCACUAGAUGUCAAUCUUUGUAGAUGAUGCUGAGUAAGUACAAAAUGAACCACAAGAUGUAAGUACAUCAGUCGAGGAAAAUGAUCAAACUAAUAAAAUACUGUAAUUUGAUUUUGAUAUAAUUUAUUUAAUCUUGAUUGAAAAUGCACAGCAAUGAGUUGACUGAUGAACAUAAUCACAUAAUUUAUUCAGAAAAUAUAAAUAACGACAAAUAAAUCAGUGUAAAAAAAAACCCUAACAUUAUGAUUUGUAAAUUUUCAGAAUGUGUUUGUAGACAUGCACCUGGGGAUAGGUUGAUUGGCAACACUAAAUUGGCCUUAGUGUGUGAAUGUUGUCUAUCUGUGUUGGCCCUGCGAUGAGGUGGCGACUUGUCCAGGGUGUACCCCGACUUCCGCCCGAAUGCAGCUGAGAUAGGCGCCAGCGACCCCAGAAGGGACAAGAGGUAGAAAAUGGAUGGUGUUUGUUCUAUUUUUAAACAAAUACAACAAUCUGAAGUUGUCUUUAUUUUUAAGUUAUCAUGCUGUGAUUUUACCAGUCCGGUCCACUUGGAAGUAGAUUUUUCUCCAUAUGGCCCCCAUCUAUAAUGAGUUUGACACCCCUUGUAUAUAAACAAUAUAAAAUAACAAAGGCUACUCUAUCAAUCUCCUUACAUGCGAACCACCAGUUUUCCCAUUUUACAUAUGGAUAGCAAUUUUGAGGCCUUGAUACACGCCCCCCCCCAUUACUUAAGACAUUGCAGUAGACCAGGGGUUCUCAACCUUUUUUCAGUGAUGUAACCCCCUGUGAAAAUGUUUUUAAUUCAAGUACCCCCUAAUUAGAGCAAAGCAUUUUUGGUUGAAAAAAAAAAAAGAGCUAAAGAAGUAAAAUACAGCACUAUGUCAUCAGUUUCUGAUUUAUUAAAUUGUGUAACAGUGCAAAAUAUUGCUCAUUUUUAGUGGUCUUUCUUGAACUAUUUGGAAAAAAAGCUAUAACAAUAACUAAAAACUUGUUAAAAAAGUGAAAAGUGAUUCAAUUAUAAAUAACGAUUUCUACACAUAGAAGUAAUCAUCAACUUAAAGUGCCCUCUUUGGGGAUUGUAAUAGAGAUCCGUCUGGAUUCAUGAACUUAAUUCUAAACAUUUCUUCACAAAAAAAGAAAUCUUUAACAUCAACAUUUAUGGAACAUGUCCACAAAAAAAUCUAGCUGUCAACACUGAAUAUUGCAUUGUUGUAUUUUUUCACCCAAAGUUUAUGAUCUUACAUACAUACUUUGUUGAAGUAUAAUUCAAUAAGUAUGUUUAUAAAGGAUUUUUGAAUUGUCGCUAUUUUUAGAAUAUUUAAAAAAAAAUCUCACGUACCCCUUUGCAUACCUUCAAGUACCCCCAGGGGUACGCGUACCCCCAUUUGAGAACCACUGCAGUAGACAACCACCAUGUGUCCCACCAGGCAUUUUAAAGAUAUAUAUUUAUCAGCUGUGUAUUAUGUACCAUAAGAGUUGUUCAACAUAACAAUUACAAUCCAUCCAUCCAUUUUCUACCGCUUAUUCCCUUUUGGGGUCGCUGGCGCCUAUCUCAGCUACAAUGGGGGGGAAGGCGGGGUACACCCUGGACAAGUCGCCACCUCAUCGCAGGGCCAACACAGAUAGACAGACAACAUUCACACACUAGGGCCAAUUUAGUGUUGCCAAUCAACCUAUCCCCAGGUGCAUGUCUUUGGAAGUGGGAGGAAGCCCACACAUUCACGGGGAGAACAUGCAAACUCCACACAGAAAGAUCCUGAGCCUGGAUUUGAACCCAGGACUGCAGGACCUUCGUAUUGUGAGGCAGACGUACUAACCCCUCUGCCACCGUGAAGCCCAAUUACAAACUAAACAAUUACAAAUUAAACUAUAUUUUUAUUAUCGUUGCCCACCACCGCAUUUAAGGUGGUGUGGCUCGCAACAUCAUUUUUGUGGCCUUAUCCAGUAUAUUCGCUGGUGAGGAACCAUUAUAAACUACAAAAAUAUUAUGUACUUAGUAAUUGACAACUUUCCUGUUUUUCGCAUCCAUCCAUUCACUUUAUGACUUCUGAACAUGUCAGCACACCACUGAGGUAAUGGAACCCUGAAAUUGGCUGUAAUCUGUAAUGCUUGUUUGGUGUGUCAGACAGGAUAGACUGACCCUUAUAAAAAUCACCUGGGAUAGGCUCCAGCUGAUCCUGAACAGGAUACGUCGUGUAGAAGAUGGAUCCAUGGUGGACAGUGACGUAAAGAAAGACUUUUGAUCAAAUUAUUUUUGCUGUGUUUUUGGGGUAUUCCUGAUGUUCCUAUGGAUCUAACUGUUGUGUUGCACAUCUGUGGGCUGCUACAACCUGACAUCGGAGGCCUUCAGUGCACACACAAGGCUGUAGUUGACAUUUUUUUGUGCUUUUUAACACAUUUAUUUGUGAACCCCAUGCACACUUUUUAACACAAUAAAUGUUUGAAAAGU